UCACCCUUACCUCAUCAUUUUCCAUCAUCACUCUCGAUCAUUGUCUCCUCUCAUUUGCUCCUCGAAACCCUAGAACACAAAUUUUAAUAAUUCUUUUUUAAUAAAUUACUGAAUUCAAUUCCUCUCCGAUCCCCUAGAUUUUCGACCCCUUUCCUUCUCUGGUUGUUUGCUCAAUUACGCGAAUUUCGUCCAAUCAGGGGGGGGGGGCAUGGGAAGGAUUCUCAGAGAAAUUACCAAGCCCUCUUCUUCUUCUUCUUCAUCAUCUUCAUCGGCGUCUAACUCGACGACCACUUCCACGUCGAUCACGGAGACCGUGAAUGGGUCGCACCAGUUCAAGAUCACGGGUUACUCGUUGGCGAAAGGUUUGGGGAUCGGGAAAUAUAUUGCGUCGGAUACGUUUAAUGUAGGGGGUUACUCCUGGGCGAUAUAUUUCUAUCCAGAUGGGAAGAGCGUCGAGGAUAAUGCGACUUACGUUUCUCUGUUUAUAGCGUUGGCGAGUGAAGGGACCGACGUAAGGGCGCUCUUUGAGCUGACGCUUUUGGAUCAGAGUGGGAAGGAGAGACAUAAGGUUCAUAGCCAUUUUGGGAGGACGCUUGAGAGUGGUCCUUACACGCUCAAAUAUCGUGGCAGCAUGUGGGGAUACAAAAGGUUUUUCAAAAGAACUGUUCUGGAAUCGUCAGACUACCUCAAAGAGGAUUGCCUUCAAGUUCACUGUAGUGUAGGUGUUGUCAAGUCACACACAGAGGGUCCUAAGACUUACUCUAUAGCAGUACCAUCUUCUAACAUUGGUCAGCAUUUUGGACAACUAUUGGAAAGUGGAAAGGGAACUGAUGUAAAAUUUGAAGUUGAUGGAGAAGUUUUUGCUGCUCACAAAUUGGUACUUGCUGCUCGAUCGCCUGUAUUCAGGGCUCAACUCUUUGGUCCGAUGAAAGAUCAAAAUACCCAAUUAAUAAAAGUUGAAGACAUGGAGGCUCCAGUUUUUAAGGCUUUGCUUCAUUUUAUUUAUUGGGAUUCACUACCUGACCUGGAAGAGCUUACUGGUUUGAACACAAAGUGGGCCUCAACUUUGAUGUCUCAGCAUCUGCUAGCAGCUGCUGAUCGGUAUGGUUUGGACAGGCUUAGAUUGCUUUGUGAGGCCAAUCUCUGUGAGGAUGUGGCUAUAAACACGGUGGCAACUACACUGGCCUUGGCAGAGCAGCACCAUUGUUUCCAGUUGAAGGCUGUGUGUCUCAAAUUCGUAGCAAUGCCAGAAAAUCUGAGAGCUGUGAUGCAAACGGAUGGCUUUGAAUAUUUGAAGGAAAGCUGCCCUUCCAUCCUUACAGAACUCUUGGAAUACGUGGCUAGAGUAAGUGAACAUUCAGUAAUACUAUGUAGGCAUGGCAAUGAAGCUAUCCUUGAUGGUAGUGACCUGAAUGGGAGGCGGGUGAAGCAAAGGCUAUAGUGGAAAACUACUAACUUCUUUUCGGUGCAUCAUCUUUGUAGCAAAAACGAAAUUGGAGAAACAAGCUUAGGAGUAGAAAUGAUUUCCCACUUUGUAUGAAUUGUAAAACCACUAGAUCAUAGGGUGUCUAUGAUGGGCUUUGCUAUGUGAAGGUAUCCUGUUGUAGUCUCACCUCUUCUUUUAUUGCCCUUUAAUUUUUGUGACUCGUCACUUUUUGCUUCUUUGUUAGAUGACCGAUUUGUGCCUUGUCGUUUCUCUGCAUUUGUAUUCUAUAUAUAUUGAAUCGAUAGCCGAAGUUAUUGAAACAUUGCAUGUUCUAUGACUUUAAAGGUUCAA
Molecule: messenger RNA, 1777 nt
Organism: Manihot esculenta (cassava)
Lineage: Eukaryota; Viridiplantae; Streptophyta; Magnoliopsida; Malpighiales; Euphorbiaceae
Product: BTB/POZ and MATH domain-containing protein 2
Exons: 4
Coding region: 209-1441 (410 amino acids)
Biological process (GO): protein ubiquitination
Molecular function (GO): protein binding
Source: RefSeq, a predicted model, not a curated record